AUGUCGGAUGACGCAGGCAUGUCUGCACCCUGCACAGUUGUGCUACAUGCUGGUGGCAUUUUGCCAGAAUUGAGCACGGAGGACACUGGAGACGAGCCGGUUCCAAAGGAACGUGAUCCAGUGGAGCCUCAGGAGGCACCGCAGCCGGCGGAAGGAGACAUGAUGGAUUACCAGGAUUACCAAGAGCAUGUAGCAGGACACUUCAGCACAAUGACGUUGACUUCGCCGACCAUCCAAAGGGUGACAUCCAGCCAUCGCGUCUUAAGCUGCUUCGGGCGAGCGCUGCGACAAAAGACAGUCACAGACAUGUACCAUUGCAGCAGAGCGGCCAAGAAGAUUUCGCAGUUUGUUUCACACAGUUGGCAUGGCUCGUCAUGGAAGAAGAUCGCCACAGUCUUCGUGCUCAAAAAUGGUCCUGCAGCGCUGGCUUCUGGAAGCUUGUGUGCAUUGGUCAUGAUUGUCUUCAGCAGCUUCCAGAUCUUGCCUGGCUAUGAUCGGCAACCCAUGAUCGAGCUGGAACGAACCUACGUCUUCGGACCCUGGGGGCUUUGCAUUGGGAUGCUAGCUGCAUUUCUCGGCUUGACUUUCUGUCAACGUCGUGACGAGGUUUUCCUGGAUGUCCUAUGCAUCCAUCAGACUGAUCGGCGCCUUAAGUUUGAAGGCCUCCUGAACAUAUGUGCCUUCUUGAGGAAUUCCGACUCCAUGUUGGUGUUGUGGGACCCCACCUAUGUUGAGAGGCUUUGGUGCGUCUUCGAAUUGGCUGCCUUCCUGAAAAGCCGCGAGAGCGGGACAGCGACGAAGCUCUUUAUUAGGCCUACCAUCCUUGGGCCCAGCUCCAUAGCAUCCUGCUUCGGCCUCUUUGCGUUGCAGCUGGCUCAGACCGCCGUUCCAUGGGCGAACGCCUUUCAUGGAACCCUGGUCUUCUCGGCACUGGCCUGGACUGGGUGUUACGCGGUUGCUUGUGUCUGGCGGAGCCACUACAGGCAGAUUGACGCCAUGAAGACCCAACUUCAGAGUUUCACCAUUAGCAAGACGAAAUCGGACUGUUGCCAGAUAGGCCAUGUGGAUCGACAGGGCCGAAAGCUUCCUUGCGACAAGGCAGUGAUCCUUGAAUGCAUCCGACAGUGGUUCGGCUCUGUUGAUGCAUUCGAGGAUGAUGUCAGGUCUGGCGUGGCAGCUGCAUUGUCGGAAGGAUUGGGGAAGGGAGGGUUUCCUUAUCCUUACGUGCUUGCUGCCGGAGCACCGAUCUUGUGGUGUCAGGGUGACUUCGCGGCCUCCCGGCUGCGGGAGGGCGAGUUCUACUAUGCUGGUGUCACCGUCGUCAUUGGCCUCGCAUACUGGCUCGCUGCAGUUCCCUUCAUCUUCGCCUGCGGUGGUCUUAUCGUCCACAAGUUCCGCCGCAGGUACAGCCCUUGUCUUGAUGCGCUGGUGCCCCUCCUCGUUUCGGCGUUCCUAAAUCUGGUGCCAGGCACGGGCAUGUUCUGGUUACUGAUAGGCCUACAAGCGAUGCUAGAUGAUAUGCUGGCCGCAGUGCUUUGGGCCAUUAUUAUGUCUUCUGCCGCUCUGCUUGCUUGGCGUCUGCGCUCAUCUUACGUGGAGCGUCUUGGGCUUUAG
Messenger RNA from Symbiodinium sp. CCMP2592, 1614 nucleotides. The record is from the annotation of a GenBank genome assembly. Lineage: Eukaryota; Dinophyceae; Suessiales; Symbiodiniaceae.